CAACACCAGGAUGCUUUUGAUAACCCCGUCAAACCACAAAUGCGUGUUGCUUCCCAAGCUGGCUUUCGUCCCGGAAUAAAAACCAGACAUCAGACAAACAUAUAGCGGAAAUUGGCUUCAAACACCACUUUGACUUGCAGUUAUAAAAAUAAACAGAGAGAAGAUUUAGACAGAAAAGAGCAGAGAGUUUUCUUUAUGUAAAUGCAUCAAAAGAUAUCUGGCGAACAGCUAGAGAUCGGAAAAGUAAGUAGCGACUGCAUCACUUCCGAUUUCAACCAUACUACUUCCCCACUACUCUUUUACUCUCAUCAAUUCAAUCAAAACUACAUUGAAUCAACCCCACAAAAAAGUUCUGAUUUUUCCAUUCCAAACAAGCAUCAUCUUACCAUCCAAAUCCCAUUCUCACCCACAUCACCAAACGCAUCACCACCACCAUCGCCACCAGCGCCACCAUCACCACCAACAACGACAACAACGCAUCAUUACAAAAAACCCAACUUUCAAUAUCAUGAACCUUCCUUCCCCAAUAAUCCUUUUCCAACGCAUGCUCUUCUCUCAACUCCCCACAAGAGGCCUAUGAUGACCCACAAUUGUCGUUCUCAUUCCCCAAUACUUCCUUCUUUCAAGAACCACCAUAACCACCGCAAAAGGGUUGAUAGGUUGGCGUCAUAUUCUUCUCUUUUCCAAUCUUUUUCUUGUUCUACUUAUUUUGCUGUUCCUUUUGAUACUCAAGAACUUGGUAGGAAACUUGUUCAUCAUUUGAACCGUGGCCGUUUGCUUUGUAUCCACUUACGUUUUCUUGUUUUUCUUUCUCUUCCUUCAAUUUACUUCUUGGUUUCGAAUCCUUGGCGGUUUUUUGUGUUAAAUCUUCUUGCUUUGCUUGCUUUCUCGCUUACCCUUUUGGUUUCUCUUAACCUUGCACUAACUCGAUUGCCUUCGAUUCGAUUACUUCUUGCUCAUUCAUUACCUUCGAAGUUUAGUCAACUAGGUUCAUCAUCUAUAUCUUCAAAAGCUGUUGUUUGGUCAAUUGGGUCAAAGCCAAAAUCCGAGAAGGCCAAUUCGGGGACUUGGGUGCAGCUUUACAGUAAUGGGGAUGCAUAUGAGGGUGAAUUUCAUAAAGGGAAAUGUUCAGGGAGUGGGGUUUAUUAUUACUAUAUGAAAGGAAGGUACGAGGGGGAUUGGAUUCAUGGAGAAUAUGAUGGUUAUGGUGUGGAAACAUGGGCAAAAGGGAGCCGAUAUCGCGGUCAAUAUAGGCAGGGAUUAAGGCAUGGAAUUGGGGUGUAUAGGUUUUAUACCGGUGAUGUUUAUGCUGGGGAGUGGUCUAACGGUCAGUUUCAUGGAUGUGGAGUGCAAACUUGUGACGAUGGCAGCAAGUAUGUGGGGGAGUUCAAGUGGGGUGUCAAGCAUGGCCUUGGUCAUUACCAUUUCAGAAAUGGGGACAUAUAUUUUGGGGAAUAUUUUUCUGAUAAGAUGCAUGGAUUUGGUGUUUAUCAAUUUGGAAAUGGACACCGAUACGAGGGAGCCUGGCAUGAGGGAAGAAGACAGGGAUUUGGUACAUACACUUUCAAAAAUGGUGAGACACAAUCUGGUCACUGGCAAGAUGGUGUUCUUGAUGUUCUUAACGCACAAAACACCCAUCUUGGAAUCCCCCAUGCUGUCACUCAAUCCAGAGUCUUUAAUGCUGUCCAGGAAGCACGGCAAGCUGCUGAGAAAUCUUAUGACAUUGCAAAGAUUGAUGAGAGAGUGAAUAAAGCUGUGUCAGCUGCCAACAAAGCAGCCAACGCUGCCAGAGUGGUAGCUGUUAAAGCCGUACAAAAGCAAAUGCAUCAUCACAACAGUGAUAAUCUACCAACUUCAAUCGCCUAAUAUAGGAAUAUAUGACCUCCAAAAUGGUGCUUCGGUUUACAAAUUCACAAUACAGGCAUCUUCUUUAGCUGUUCUCUUCAAUUUUUGACAUUAUUCAUUAUUCCUUCCCGCUAUAACAAAUGAUAACAAGGUACCUGCUUGGAACCACGUUCAGUCAUUCAAGAAGAUGGUUGAUCAUGGAGCAAGAGGUUGGCCUUCCCUUUUCCCUUUUUUUCAAUGGCUUUACUAAUGUAUAUAGGUUGAGUUUAUGAGCGAAGGAUGGCACUAAGGUGUGAGCCUGGUACUGCUUGUCUCUUUUUCUUUUUGUUAAUGUAAUUAGUUGUAUUUUCCAUAUCCUGGAAGUCUGGGUAAACCAUCCAGUCCAGCAAGCCUCUUGUGUACUCUGGUUAAUGAGAAUAACCGCAAGAUGUUAACACUCUCUUGAACUCCAUUGCUCACCGCACUAUCUCUUUUUUCCUUGUUGGAUGGGGAAGUGCAGGGUUCAUUUAUGGCAUGAGCGCAAACGUGCGAAGUUGUUAAAAAACUUACCAGCAGUUACUACAUUGGCAACACAGGUGACUUCGGUGAGGAAAUACUUUCUUUUCGUUGAGAUUUUACAUUACAUUGUAUGAAAAAUUAUAGGGAGAUACGGAUUUUGUUGAGAAUUUUCAACAUUUUCUGACUACCGAUUCAACAGUAUACUUGACUGUGGUGCAAUUGGGAUUGUCCCAAAAUGUGAUAGUGGCCUUAACCCACUCAUCCUGAUAUAUUCACUUUAACAGGCAGCUACAGGCCUAAUCCCAUGGAAUCCUCAUCAUAAGCUUCCUUAACAGGUACAACCAGACCCAUACCAAGCCCAAUUCUUCCAACUCGCAGGACCCAAAUUAUGCUUCUUCUAGAAGAAGUUCUUCUAUAGUGACCCCAACACCCAUCUCCAAGUCGCGAGUCAAUCUGCAAAUAACAAAGUGGAUGUCAUGUCAAGGUUAAAUCUGACGGUAAAGUUCCAUCAGUAUUUUGGGUGACCGGAUCAAAAGUGUGGAUGGGAUGCUUUUCCGUUUGACGACUCUCAAAAUUUGUGACCGACGUUUCAGGGAGCAUGGAAACAAAUUCUUCCCUUGAGAUGUUUGUUUGGAUGUGGGCUGUGCUGAUUGCAUUUUGGGAGUCAACUUGUAUGAGCAGAAUGACUUCAGAGGGGGCAUUGGCAAGUCAAGAACAUAAUCUUGGAUUCUGUAAGCCAUCCGAGAAUAAAGAGUGGCUUGAAUUAGGCUUGGCCUUGGGUCCAUAGGGGCUCCAACAAUUCCCACGUGAACCUGAGAGGCAGUGGCCUAAAAUUUGCCUUGUAGAAACAUGGAAAUAUUGGGGAGAAGUCACAAAGAAUGUUUCAGCGUUGUGUGUCGUCUCGAACAUCGCUAAACAUGCAGGCUGAUACUGUAUGAAUCUAGAAUCAAGCAAGGCGAUUAUAGUGGCUAAUGGAAAUCCU
Durio zibethinus is the source of this 3325-nucleotide messenger RNA. RefSeq lists its product as uncharacterized. The record is from RefSeq and is a predicted model, not a curated record. NCBI's taxonomy places the organism in Eukaryota, Viridiplantae, Streptophyta, Magnoliopsida, Malvales, Malvaceae.